AUGGCCCCGGCCCGCUUAAAGGCGGCGGCGGCCGCGCCGCGGGGAGAGCGAGGCGUGCGCCGCGGCCGCCGCCGGCGCGGAGGCGGCGCGAAGAUGCCCCGGGGCUUCCUGGUGAAGCGCAGCCGGCGGCCCACCCCCGUCUCGUACCGGGCGCGCUGCUGCCGCGAGGCCGCCGCCGGCCCGCCGCUCCCCGCCGCCGCCGGCGGCGCCCCGCCGCCCGCCUGCCCCGCCGCCCCGCCGCCGCCGCGGGACUCGCCGCCGCCGGUGCCGUUCGGGACGCCCGAUGCCGCCGUGCAGGCGCUGUACAGCCCCACGCGGCCCGUCAGCAGGGACAAGUACCUGGAGCGCGGCUUCAGCCUGGGUUCGCCCGUCUCGGCCGAGUCCUUCCCCGCCCCGGCCGUGCCCGGCACCAUGGACCCGCUCCUCUUCGCCCCGGCCGAGCUCAAGCUCUGGGCCGCCGCCGCCGGCCACGCCGAGCCGCCCGCCGGCCACGCCGCCGGCCCCGGCCCCGGCCCCGCUCCCGGCGGAGCCCCCGCGCCGCCGGCCCCGGCCGCGCCGCCCGCCUCGGGCCGCCCGCCGCCCGCCAAGCGCCCGCCGGGCGCCGCCGAGCCCGGCCGGCAGAAGGCCCCGUCGGGCAAGAAGGCGAAGGCGAUCCGCAAGCUGACCUUCGAGGACGAGGUGACCACGUCGCCCGUGCUGGGGCUGCGCAUCAAGGAGGGCCCGGUGGAGGCGCCGGCCAAGGCGCGGGGCGGCUGCGCCCGGCCGCUGGGCGAGUUCAUCUGCCAGCUCUGCAAGGAGGAGUACGGGGACCCCUUCGCGCUGGCGCAGCACCGCUGCUCCCGCAUCGUCCGGGUGGAGUACCGCUGCCCCGAGUGCGACAAGGUCUUCUCCUGCCCCGCCAACCUCGCCUCCCACCGCCGCUGGCACAAGCCGCGCCCGCCCGCCGCCAAGGGCGGCCCCGAGGCGGGCAGGGCGCCGGCCGAGGAGCCGCCGAAGGAGGCGGCCGCUGGCGGCGGCAGCGGCAGCGAGCGGGACACGCCGAGCCCCGGCGGCGCCUCGGAGGCGGGCUCCGAGGAGGGGCUCUUCGAGUGCCCCCGCUGCGCCAAGCGGUUCCGCCGGCAGGCCUACCUGCGCAAGCACCUGCUGGGCCACCCGGCCCCCGCCCCGGCUCCGGCUCCGGCCCCUGCCGCCGCCCCGGCCCCGGCCCCGGCCCCGGCCCCGGAGCCCGCCGCCGAGGAGCCGCCCGCCCCGCCGCCCGCCGAGUGCCGGCUCUGCCCCGUCUGCGGGGAGACCUUCCCCAGCAAGAGCAGCCAGGAGCGGCACCUCCGCCUCCUGCACGCCGCCCAGGUCUUCCCCUGCAAGUACUGCCCGGCCACCUUCUACAGCUCGCCCGGCCUCACCCGGCACAUCAACAAGUGCCACCCCUCCGAGAACAGGCAGGUCAUCCUGCUGCAGGUGCCGCUGCGCCCAGCCUGCUAGAGCCGCCCGUGCCUUCCCGGGGCCCGGCCCCGCUCCCCAGCCGUCCCGCGGGCUGCGCUUUGGACUCGCCACACGAUUAGCUUUAAUAUGGCUUGUGAACUGCUGGAAUCUGGCUUUACGUUUACCUUUCCGGGGUCUCUCUCUCUCGCUCUCUCGCUCUCUCGCUCUCUCUUUUUUUAUUUGGUUGGUUUUUUUGGUUUUGUUGGGUUUUUGUUCGUUCGUUUCGGUUCUUAUAAAUGUGAACGGAUCAAGCCGCUUGAGGAGAAACGAGAAUUCCCUUUAGUAUAGCCACAAAUGCCUUGACUCUGCUGUUGAUGGUCUCCAGAAAAUGCUGUAGAAACUGCCUUAACUGUGACAUGCCAACUUUCUGUUCUCGUUCGUUUUGCCCUUACUAAGGUAGCUCAUGAGUUGACUAUCUGUAUAUGUUGGUUUGAGUAAUUAUGUUAUUUAUUCGUUAUUUAUUUAUAUUAAUUAUGAAGAUUGAUAUUAUUUGAUCGCAAAUAUUCUAAUGCGCUUUCUUUGGUCUCCCCUGCCCGCCAUUUCACUGUGCAUUUUAGAAGAUCUUUUUUUUCUAAAGGGAUCUGCUAAAAAGGUUUUAACUUUUAUACCUAGAAUAACACACGAUCUUAACCAUUUUAUCCUGUGCAACUGACAGCUCUUACUUUUAGAUGCAAUCUCUUUUUCUACACACAUUAUUUUCUUAACUGUUAGCUAUUUAUAGAGUGCUUCGAUAGAACUGUUUCAACUGUAUAAUUAUUUACUAUUCAAAUAAAAUAUUUUCAAAUUCAA
Molecule: messenger RNA, 2268 nt
Organism: Aquila chrysaetos chrysaetos
Lineage: Eukaryota; Metazoa; Chordata; Aves; Accipitriformes; Accipitridae
Gene: INSM1
Product: INSM transcriptional repressor 1
Biological process (GO): neuron differentiation; regulation of cell cycle process; negative regulation of transcription by RNA polymerase II
Cellular component (GO): transcription repressor complex; nucleus
Molecular function (GO): DNA-binding transcription repressor activity, RNA polymerase II-specific; RNA polymerase II cis-regulatory region sequence-specific DNA binding
Source: RefSeq, a predicted model, not a curated record